GCUGUCCAAUGCGUCGGCAAGAGUUCAUGCAUCUUUACACGUGCCAAUUUUCAUCAACUUGGCCUAAGCGCAAGAAGAUUUAUGCAUUGAACUUUUGAUUGAUUGAAAGGCAUUCAUUCCAUAAUACAGUUGAAGUGCCUGUCAGAAUGAUGGUAUAGACUUCACUUCCCGUCUUUCAUCAUCACAAGUUGAUAACAUCACAUCCUAUUUUAUAUUUGACAAAAUGGUAGGCGGAAAUUACGAAUUGGUUGCCAUGGGUAACCCAUUGUUGGACAUGCAAGCAAGAAAUGCAGAAGCAACUUUGAAAAAAUACGAUUUGAAAGCCAAUGAUGCUAUCCUAAUCGAACAAAAGCCAGGUACGGAAGCAAUUUACGAUGACAUUACAAAGGAAUACGAUAUUCACUACCUUGCCGGUGGUGCUGCUCAAAACUCUGCAAGAUGUGCUCAAUAUGUCUUACCACCAAAAAGUACAGCUUACCUUGGCAGUGUUGGUGAAGAUGAUUUGGCCAAACAAUUACGUGCUGCUAACGAAAAAGAAGGAUUGCACAGUGCAUACCAAGUCAACAAGACCACUCCAACAGGAUGCUGUGCUGUUUUGAUCACUGGCGAACAUCGUAGUUUGGUCACCCGUCUAGGUGCAGCAGAAAAGUUCACUCCUGAUCAUCUUUCUACAUCUGAAGUUGAGAAAUUGACACAAAAUGCAAAGUUCUUCUACGUUGGAGGUUUCUUCUUGACACACGGUCUUGAAUCUACUUUGAUCUUGGCUAAACGUGCAUUGGAACGUCAAACUCCAUUCUCGAUCAACCUUUCCGCACCUUUCAUUCCACAAUUCUUCAAAGAUCAAUUGGACCAAGUUUUGCCAUACACUACCUUAGUCAUCGGUAACGAAUCCGAAGCAGAAGCUUAUGCUGCUUCUCAUGGCUUGGACGGAAAGGACUUGGUCGGUGUUGCCAAACACAUUGCCCAAUUCGAAUCCAAGACAAACAAACCACGAACAGUCAUCAUCACUCAAGGUGCUGAAGAAACAUUGGUUCUACAGAGUGACAAAGUGGACAACGUAAAGAGGUACCCAGUCCAAAAGGUGUCAUCCGACAAAAUUGUAGACACAAAUGGUGCAGGUGACGCAUUUGCAGGUGGUGUUUUGGGCGCUUUAAUUUUGGGCAAAUCCAUUGAUGAAGCAGUUGAAGUUGGUCAUAAGCUCGGUGUUAUGUGCAUCGGUCAAAGUGGACCUUCGCUCAAAUUCCCCAAGGAGAACGUUCUCUGAUUUAAUCUACUUGUUGCGGCCUGCUAUCACGCAUCUCAACAUGUGAUAGCAGUAUUGACUCUCUCUCUCUCUCUUGAUUUACCCACAUAUCCCGCUCAUAAUUAUGCUCGAGCUUCACACACGCACACUUCAACCGUGUACUAUCAUCAUUGAAUGCAUUAAUAGAAACUUUUUCUCAAUAUCUGGAAUCAUUACAAAGUCGCAUUUUUCUUGUGCGAUCAAAUUAUCACUACCAUAUUUUCCUUAUUUGUUGACGAACGUGUUAUGAAAUCUUCA
Messenger RNA from Meira miltonrushii, 1540 nucleotides. Its product is annotated as Ribokinase-like protein. Gene Ontology annotation, molecular function: adenosine kinase activity. NCBI's taxonomy places the organism in Eukaryota, Fungi, Basidiomycota, Exobasidiomycetes, Exobasidiales, Brachybasidiaceae. The transcript has a single exon. The coding region runs from base 224 to 1264 and encodes 346 amino acids. Gene Ontology annotation, biological process: purine ribonucleoside salvage. Gene Ontology annotation, cellular component: nucleus; cytosol. The record is from RefSeq and is a predicted model, not a curated record.